GAAGAAGAAGAAGAAGAACUUCCUCCUGAAAAUUAGUUGGCAACACUGCUUCUGCAUAGACUGAAGAAGGAAUGACAAGACCAUCUUCGGUGGAGUCCUGAGUGCCGGUCUUCCAAAGAAGUGUCACUGCUUACAGACAACUUGAACAAUAUUGAGACACCUUUCCAAGCUUCGUUGGCCUAUUAAUAAAUGGUAACUUUAUGACAGUGUUAAUGCACUGUUGUCUGUCUACACCACAUAAUUGUGAGUCAGGUGACCGUAUGGACUCGGCGCAAAAAUGCUGCAACUCGGAGACGAAAUCGCCCUAUUCUCGGUGGUGUUCGUGGUCGUUCUCCUCGGAACCCGGAGCCCGAUAUGGUCCACCGCCCUCACCGCCUGCCUCUAUGCCUUUUUGAUCAUGUUCCGUUUUCCCCAAGUCCCGACCAGCCAGGCCAGACAGGUGCUUCGGCCCGCCAAGAACGCUGCUUCCGGUGGGGUGUCCCUGGUCGCUCACCGGGGUGGAGGGCAUGAUGCGCCGGAGAAUACCAUGGCUGCUAUCCGGGAGGUGAGUCAGGAAGUCGAGGAGAGAAGUAUUUGUUCAACAAGGAUUCGUGGUUCUUGAAAGCCACAAGAUUCUCUCUUGCUCGCUCUCCCCCUACCCAGCCUCCAGAUGAUUCUGUCAAACCUUCAGUUGGCAUAUAGUGGAGACCCAGUCAAGCACUACAUUGCUUCACUACAUGCCAUGUCCUUUUCCUUUUCUAACCCCGUCUCAUCUCCCUCUCCUCUCUCUCUCUUUCUCUCUGCAUCUCUAGGCCCAUAAGAACGGGGCGACAGGCGUAGAGCUGGACUUAGAGUUCACAUCAGAUGGAGUUCCUAUUCUGAUGCACGAUGAGACAGUAGACCGAACCACCAACGGGUCGGGACCCCUCACACAGCUGAGCUUCUCUGAGCUGAGUAAACUGGACGCUGCCGCUAAGCACCGGCUCAGGUGAGUGGAAAGAGAGGAAGAGAGAGCUGCAGUGAUACUGUAGGACACCUCCGGUCCUGGAGGUCGCAGUGUGUGCAUGUUUUUGUUCCCAACACUAAAACACAUAUUCAAAUAAAUAACUGAUCAUGGUUUAAAUUGAGUUCUGUGCUUAUUAGUUAGCUGGGACAAGGCCAAUGAUGACAUGGUAUGUGUUAUGUGGCCCCUACAGUGACAAGUUCCAGGGAGAGAAGGUCCCCACUCUGCAGGAGGCUGUGGAGGAAUGCAUCAAACUGCAGCUCACCAUCUACUUUGAUGUCAAAGGUCACCCAGAUGAGGUACAGCUAAUCAGAAGCCUCUGAUAAAGAUUUUUGUUAAUGUACACAGUUUCACUCUACUGAAUUCUUCUUGAUACUUCUCUUGUUUGCUGUUAAACAGUACACUUUUAGACCAGUCGUGGACUAGCUAGGCCCAUUGAAUGCCUGUUGUUUUAGUCAGUGGUCCACUUGAGUUCAAGAAACGGAGAAGUGAGAGCAGACAUCUAACUCAGUGGUUCCCAAACUAUUUCACUUGGGGAACAUCUUUUGCAGUUUUAAAGCUCAUUUUCUGCAAUUCUACACAUUUAGCCUUGUCUUAUGUGUGUUCAUGUGAUAUCUGAGUGACUCAAACGUUAACAAAAUCAAUGGGAUAAAAAACUAUUUCUGACAAGUUAUAAAUAGCUCUCUAAGGUCUGCAAUGACUGACAUGACAAGAGGAAAUCUGCUGAUGCACUACCCAAUUUCGAAAUUGCACUUUGUGCAUUCUACUAUUACAACUUUCAAGAGUAAGUUGAAAUCCCGACUGAGUUCCUUUUUUUGGGGGGGGGGGGGAUCUGCACCAACCCGCCGACCCCUUUGCACGCCCCACAGUUUGUGAACCACUGAUCUAACUGACCACCAACAGUUGCUGGCUCACCAGUGGGUCUGAGAGGAACACGUACACAACUAUACACACAGACUCUACAAACAUACAGAAAGUGUAUUAAUGACUGUUUCAUGUCUUCUCCUGUCCUCUGCCAGGCAGCGGCAGCCCUAAAGGAGAUGUAUCAGAAACACCCUGUCCUUUACAACACCAGCAUCGUCUGUUCCUUUGAGCCCAAAGUCAUCUACAGGGUAACCGUGGGCUGUUGGGGUGACAAGGGGAUACUAGUGGGCUGUCUGUCUAUAUGGGUACUGGGUUAGAUGUGUCUAUCUCUCUGUAUUUCCAUGAAAUGGCAGCCAUUUUUCAGCUUCACUAUGAAAAGAAAAUGAUAUUACAGAUAGACAUUUGAAAGGUCGACAUGAUAAACUCGUAGUAAAAUCCCUUCUCGCUCGCUCUCUCUUGCUCUCUCUCCAUUGACCCCUGACCCCAGAUGCGUCAGGCUGACCCGGAAGUGGUGACGGCGCUGACCCACCGGCCAUGGAGCCUGUGUCGGUUGGGUGACGGCACGCCGCGCUUCUCGUCGCUAUGGAAACACCACUGGAUGCAGGCGCUAGACGUGAUAGUGGACUGGGCCCACCACCACCUGCUCUGGAACCUCUGUGGCGUUUCCGCCUUCCUGGUGCAGAAGAACUUCAUAUCACCGUGAGUCACCUCUGGCUAUUCAGAGUCCAAAAUAGCUCCCGAUUCCUUAUAUAGUGCACUACAUUUCAAGUUUUAAUGUCACGUGCAGAAGUACAGUGAAAAGCACUUAUCCCAACAAUGCAGUUAUCAAUACCAAUGUAGAACAAAAACACACAAGAAAACUUGAAGUAAGAAGAUCAAGAGAACGUAAGUAAGCUAUACAGGGUCAGUUCCAAUACCAUACUUACAAUGUGCAGGGAUACUGGAUCGAUAGAGGUAGAUAUGUAUAGGGGUAAGGUGACUAGGCAUCAGGAUAUAUCAUAAACAGUGUAGCAGCAGUGUAUAUGAUGAUUAUGUGGGUGUGCGUGUAGAGUCAAUAUAAAUGUGUGUGUUGGAGUGUCAGUGUGAGUGAGUGUGUAGAGUCCUGUGAGUGUGCAUAAAGACAGUGCAAAAAAUAUAAAAAUACAAGGGUCAAUGCAGAUAGUCCGUGUAGCCAUUUUGUUAGCUAUUUAGCAGUCUUAUGGCUUGGGGAUAGAAGCUGUUCAGGAGCCUGUUGGUGUCAGACUUGAUGCACCGGUACAGCUUGGUGUCAGACUUGAUGCACCGGUACAGCUUGGUGUCAGACUUGAUGCACCGAUACAGCUUGGUGUCAGACUUGAUGCACCGGUACAGCUUGGUGUCAGACUUGAUGCACCGAUACAGCUUGGUGUCAGACUUGAUGCACCGGUACAGCUUGGUGUCAGACUUGAUGCACUGGUACAGCUUGCCAUGCGGAAGCAGAGAGAACAGUAUGGCUUGGGUGGCUGGAGUCUUUAAUGAUUUUCCGGGCCUUUCUUUUUUUUUAAUGUUUUUUUUUUUUUUACAAUAUAAAACAUUCACAUACAAACGACAUCAUCAAUGACAUCACACCUGCCCAGACCCACAUGCUCACACCCCCAUCUCCAGCGCCCGCAUCACUCUCCGCCACAUGGCCUCCAACUGCACCAUUUUGUUUCUCUCUGUCGCCCACGCAGAUAGCAAAGCGUUUGACCUUUCCAUUGUGUUAACGACAGAGGAUUGGUUGAUUUACAGUUUUUAAGUAUACGUUUUUUCAAGAUAAUUGACGAGGCCUUCCUUUCACACCGCCUGAUAUAAAGGCCCUGGAUGGCAGGGAGCUCGGCCCCAGUGAUGUACUGGGAUGUCCGCACCAGCCUCUGUAGCGCCACGUGAUCGACGGCGGUGCAGUUGCCAAACCAAGCAGUGAUGCAGCCAAUCAAGAUGCUCUCAAUGGUGCAGCUGUAUAACUUUUUGAGGAUUUGAGGGCCCAUGCCAAAUCUUUUCAACCUCCUGAGGGGGAAGAGGCGCUGUUGCGCCUUUUUCACGACUGUGUGUGUGGCCCAUUUUAAGGCCUUAGUGAUUUGGACACUGAGGAACUUGAAGCUCUCAACCCUUUCCUGUAGUCCACGAUCAGCUCCUUGGUCUUACUGACGUUGAGGUAGAGGUUGUUGUUCCAGCACCACACUGCCAGUUCACUGACCUCCUUCUUGUAGGCUUCAUCAUCGUCGCCGGUGAUCAGGCCUACCACCGUCGUGUCGUAAACAAACUAGAUGAUGGUGUUGGAGUCGUGCGCGGCCACACAGUCGUGGGUGAACAGGGAAUACAGGCGGGGACUGAACACAAGCAUUUGACCAGGGCCCAUAUGUCCAUUCCCUAUAUAGUGCACUACUUUAGACCUCUAUAUAAUGACAUGAUUCCGCUUUAAGUAGCGAUGUCUCCUCUGAUGAAACAAAAGGUUUGCUGCUCUAGCCCUUAUGUACUGCUGCUUUGUUGUUACUACACAUCGCCACGGUUACCCACAUCGUUAGUUGUUUGAAGUGUACACACCCUCAAUUGCUCGCGGAAAUGCCUCUAACUUCCUUCAUACUGGACACAGAGACAUACGAGUUCAUAGGGGUGUGUGUGUGUGCCCCGUAAUUGGGGAGGACAGGCACGUGGUAAUGGCUGGAGUGGAAAGGUAUCAACAACAUCAAACAUGUGGUUUCCAUGUGUUUGAUGCCAUUCCAUUCACUCCGUUCCAGCCAUUAUGAUGUACCGUCCUCCACUCAGCAGCCUCCACUGCAUGAGGUCAUCUGACUCUUGGGAAGUAGAUAAAGGACUAAAAUCACAAAGUAUACCUUUAUUAUGCAACAUCUCAUUUUACAUAACAUGUAUUGAUUUGAUUGAUCUGAUUGCCCAUUGAUUCCUUAUUGACUUUCUCUUCUCUCUUCCAUCUCCAGGGACUAUGUCCAGUACUGGGCCCAGAGAGGGGUUGAGGUGGUGGGCUGGACGGUCAACACAGCUGAGGAGAAACAAUACUACCAGGAGAUACUCAACGUCAGCUACAUCACUGACAGCCUACUGGAGGACUGUGAUCCUCACUACUGAACACAGUGGACGGACAUCACACACACAGAAACAUGCGCAAAACACACACACUGAAGCGAGUUAAAAGCCCAUAUUGGACAGGAGGACACAUACUGUUUAACCCUGUGUUACUUAACUUACUGUGUAUUGUAUCUUGUAUGCCCGAGACAUAAUACAAAUAUUCAGUCCAAUACAAAUAUUCCAUCCAAUACAAAUAUUCAGUCCAAUACAAUAGCCUUCAAAUGACAGGGAGACUUCAUUUAGUGAACAACAUGUCUCCAUGUACUGUAAUCACCAACUCAGGAGUGCACCUACUGCAGCCCACUGUACAGUUACAUUUUAGUCAUUUAGCAGA
Molecule: messenger RNA, 5261 nt
Organism: Coregonus sp. 'balchen'
Lineage: Eukaryota; Metazoa; Chordata; Actinopteri; Salmoniformes; Salmonidae
Source: the annotation of a GenBank genome assembly